CAGUCAAACGAAGUCAGUGGAACAAAUCUUGAUUUGCUGGCGUUGUAGUCAAACGCUUCGCGAUGUCGGUCUCGUCGAAAAUGUUAUCGGUGAACCGAGUGCACCACGCUAUAAACGAGAAACAGAUAGUGCCAAUUGAAGAAGACAUCCAGUGUAUCACAUGAACGUCGUUUUGAGUCGCCGAUGAGAUUCGCGCUUUCGUCGUGCCAAUAACAAUCGAAGAAAGUAGAUUUUAGGUGCCUUUUGCGAAUCGUGAACGAUGCUCGAACGUGCAUAAAAGGCGGUGGAUCAAUUUUCGAUCAAAAGUCUGAAAUUCGAGGGCUGUGAUUUGGCAUCGAGCGCUGGUCGCGACGUGUAUUUGUAGGAAAAGUUCUUUGCUCCAUUUGCUCCGUAAGUUUGCAAAGGUAUCGGGAAGGUGGAAUCGUUCGUAGGCCAAUGUUGAUUCGAAGCUUAAACAGAUUUUUAAUUACAAGAGAAAUUCUCCAUCUGUUUGCUGGAUAAAUCUACGAGAACGGUAAAAACAGUGCGCUUACUCCAGUGUUGGAUCGAAAUUGAAGUAAAUAUGAAAAGAAGUGUAAAAUACAGAGACAGUGUUGCUUAAGAAUUCGUAGAAUUUUUAGAAGUAAUCGUGAUUGAAGAAAGAGAAGUUUGAGAGGGAAGGCGCCGUUGCAAAGAAUCGCGAUAUCGUUGAUAAAGAAAAAAGAAAAAAAAGGCAGGAAACAAGGGAAACAUUCCGCGUGACGUAAUCAGGCCAUUUUCUCGCAAAUGAAAAGAGCAAACGUUAUUGUUAGUAGCUGAUAAGUGGAGACCACUGGCCAGGUGUUGGCUCGUAUAAGACGUCCUACAUCAUUGCUCGUACAUCAGUAGAUUCUCCAUCAUCAAACUCGACACCUAUUCACCUAACCAUUCGUUUCUUCCGCGUACAUCGCGUGUCUUCCGUUCGAACGAUAACAGGCCAUAAAACGAAACGAAAUCUUACUAAAGAACAACGUGAUUAUCCAAGAGAAAAUACAAUUUCACUUUGUUGAAGAAAUCUUCAACUCGAUUAAGACAGACAGAUCCUGUCGGGUUUAAAAGUGGAUUAGAAAGAUUUAAUGGAAUUACCAUUGGAUAAUCAGAGAGAAAUUGAUGGAUGACGUGCGCUUGGUUUUUGGGAAUCAAUUCUAAGAGCAACGGUUGAAGAGCAAAUGCGAUUGCCAGUGAGUUUUCUCAGCUGUGUUCAUAGUUGUCAAAUAGUGUACGAGAAAGGAAGUCGAUAAAAGAUAAACUCUUUUUAGUCUGAUCGUGGUUAACGAAACGAGUAACUGCGAGAUCUAAGACGAUAAGUGAAAGACUUACGUGGAACGAGAACCAAUCGUGGAACGAGACAAGAAGUAAUUGCCUUCCCUUUGAUUAAUUUCAACGCUUCGCGUUUGCAGCGAUCAUCGAAGGUUCAUUCUGCGACGUGAGAGGAUUUUUCGCGAUCGCUGAACUAUUUGACAAGAUAGUAACUUGUUAGAAUUAUCGCUGCAAUCACUGGGAAUUCAUUCCUACUAUCGUUUCCGAUAGUAGCUAUCGUGUUCGUCAAAAUCAAAGGGAAUUUUACAAUCGUCGAAUUUGUUGAAACUUAGCUUGAUAAAGAAACGGAAGAUUAUUGAAAUUAUUGCUGCGAGCAUAGAAAUUGAUACUGAUGUAAAGAUCGUCAAAUUUUCCAAGGGCCGUGCAAGGUAACAGGAAAAUCGAGAUUUUCAAAAUUAACUUUCAAGUUCGAAAUUGACAUUUGAAGCAUCUGGAAAUUAUAUUAAACCGAGCGUACACGUAGAAAUUUCUGCGCGUAUCGAUAAAUUGUACGUGUGUGUUAUCUACAAUCGCGCAAGAAACCUUAAGAUCGUGACACAGAGAAAUGUUUGUACGAUGUGAAAAAAUCCUUCCGCCACUGAUCCUUCUUCGUUCGCGAUAAGAAAUGAGAAAUUGCAGCUACGUCGAAGCGUGUCGUUUAAUAUCACGUGCGCGUGCAAUCGUAUGUCACAAAUCUGAUUAUCCGAGUGUCUAGAACCUCUUCGUCAAACUAAUAAAUCUUUCGAAUAAAACGGGAACAACGUCGUACGCUAUUGUCCUCGAAUGGAAAAUAUUGUUCGAGGUAGAGUAUUGUCCGAAUACGCGAGCUAACGCGUGUGUAUCAAAGGAAAAAAAGGAGAAGAAGAAGCAAAAAUGAACGGAGACGUUCCAAAAGAUCCAAUUUCGAGCGUGAAAUCAUCCUCGCCGGACAGAGACGAGAAACAAAAUCUGUUGCCAUCGUCGGAACAAACAACACCUGUUAUAGUAAAAAUGUCCAAGACUCCAUCGCUUAAAAGCAGAGAAAUAGUUGGUGAACUUUUGCAACGAUUGACAGUUUGUCAUGGAAAGGUUCAGGAAGGAUCACGUAAAAUGCGAAGAAAUCCAUCGAGCCGGUACAGAGCAUGGCCAACGCGGAAGCUACGUCGUCGCGCCGUGUUAAAAAACGGCGAGUGCAACGUCCUUCAGUCGCGAAUCUCCAGGCGUUCCCUGCGCUUCCUCCGGGACAUAUUCACGACCCUGGUCGACACUCAAUGGCGAUGGAUGUUGCUGUGCUUCAGUCUGAGCUUCGUGCUCUCCUGGCUAGGUUUCGCGGUCAUCUGGUGGCUCAUCGCGUUCAGCCACGGUGACUUUGAAAAGGACCACCUGCCCCCGUAUCAAAUAGACAACAACUGGACACCCUGCAUCAACAAUAUUUUCUCGUUCACGAGCUGUUUCCUGUUCAGUAUCGAGACGCAGCACACGAUCGGUUACGGAAGUCGUGUCACGACCGAGGAAUGUCCUGAGGCGAUCUUCGUUAUGUGCAUCCAGAGCAUCGUCGGUGUGAUGAUCCAGGCGUUCAUGGUGGGCAUAGUGUUCGCAAAGAUGAGCAGGCCCAAGCAGAGAACUCAAACGUUGCUAUUCUCGCGGAACGCUGUUAUCUGUCAGAGGGACGGCGAGCUCUGUUUGAUGUUCCGAGUCGGCGAUAUGAGGAAAAGUCACAUAAUAGGAGCUGCCAUUAGGGCCCAAUUGAUAAGGACCAGGACCACCAAGGAGGGCGAAGUGUUGUCACAGAACCAACAGGAGCUGGCCGUAGGCACCGAUGGUCAGAAUGGUAACCUGUUCUUCAUCUGGCCCACUACGAUCGUUCACAAAAUCAACGCGGAGUCGCCGUUUUACAACAUGUCCGCCGAGGACAUGCUGACGGAGAGGUUCGAGAUUGUGGCGAUCCUCGAGGGAACGAUAGAAUCGACAGGACAAACCACUCAGGCCAGAUCCAGUUAUUUGCCACAAGAGAUCCUCUGGGGAUACAGGUUCGAGCCCAUGGUCACGUACUCGAAAGAGAGACAGGGCUACGAAGUGGAUUACUCCUUGUUCAACAAUACCACGCAGGUCGGAACGCCUCUGUGUUCUAGUAGAGAGCUGGCGGAGUUUUACAAAAUACAAGAAGAACUUCGUCAUGGGAACGGUAUGAUAGUAGACGAGGAUUUCCUAAUGGAGUCCUGUCAGGACAGCCAGUACCACUACGGUCAUCGUCCACACCUAAAUCACCCUCAUCAUCAUCCAAACCACAAUUUAACCUACGUGGACAGCGGCAGAAGCGAAACCAGCGCCGACGAGGCGACCACCUGUCGAAAUUCUUGCAGAGACUCGACGUAUCACGGACCACCGGUUCCAAAUCGAGACCAUAGCCACUACAAGAUUCUCGAUUUAGACGCUGAUGGGAUCCAGGUGAUGGGUGACGUCGAUCUACAACACUUGCCGGAAGCGGUGAACAGGGAGAUCCUGAAGAACAGCCGCGAGAUCAUCUUCGAAGAGCCAGAAACAUCGAGAGAAGGGAGUCCGUUGUUACUAAAAUCGACUAAUCGGAAGAACACGAGACACGGUGUUCCGGACGAGGAGAAGAGAUCUUUGAACAGUUCCAAGAGGAGUCUCUAUCAUAGAAAUAUUCUUCGAGGCUUGGAAGAAGAUAAAAGAUCCCUGGAUGGGUCCAGAAGAAAUUUGAAUGGGUCCAGAAAGUAUUUAUUAAUCCCCUUGGAUAACAAGAACGCGGUGGAGACCGGGUACAGGGAGAAUUUCAUCGUUAAUAGAAAACACACGGGCAGCAGAGAGUAUUUAAACGCGACGAGGAAGGCCAUCUACGUAAAAGGAUGCAGGGAGCCCCAAGAAGUGGACGCCAGAGGAAGAUUGAACUCCAACGACGACAGGUUGAUGAUAGAAAUAGAAAAACCUUCGAAAUCGUGUCAGCCACAGGAGAUAUUAGCUAAAGACAAGAGCACUUCGCUGUCGGAUCCUGAUCUAUCGCCGAACGACUACGUUCCUGCUAUAAAGUCACCAGUUCCAUCGACUUUGUUACCAAUCUCUCCAGUAUCCGAUCUGUCGCCGGAAUCUGGCUUCUACGAUGGAAUGCAGUGGAAUUGCAGCCCGGAGUGCGUUAGAAAGGAUCUAAAAAUUCCCAACGAACCUGUGAUCGCAAGAAAUAGAAGGAGUUACGAGAAUGCGCAGCUUCAGGAUGUGAACGAGGUUUUAUCGAGACCUAACAGUGAUAAUAGCUCGUUGGAUAGCGAGGAGUCCAAGAAUUUAGUUAGUGAGAAUGGUUCUCGUAAAUUUGGCGAGAAGAAUAUUGUCGCGAAGCAGACGGUCCCUUACACGAGCGUCUGAGCAAAGUGUGCCUUUCUCUUAGUGAAACAUAUCGCUUCCAAGUGCCAGUGCAAUUGUGUUGUACAGAAUAUUGCGUUUUACGUAUUUCCAAAGCGGCAUCAGAGUCGUGAUUGGUCUUAUUCAACCCUCGAGCAUCAAUGAUAUUGGACACAGCUGCGGCUGGACGCGAGAAUCUGAACAUUUAUUCUUCGGUUCCAUCGAUCAGUUUGUUUCCUUCUUUCGGGCGAAAUACCCUUGUCCGCACUCUCCUUUUGUUUACGAUCGAACCAAUGUUAUUAGUAAAAUUCUAUAAGUAACGGUAACGAGCUUGCUUAUAGAACAAGUGAAAUUUUGCAAUUGAAUUUUACAGAUUACAAGUCGUCCGACUAUUUCGUUCGACGUGAAGCUGAACGCACGUAAUUGUAAGAAUCUAAGAAUUAAUAUUGUUAAUUGGUAAAUUAUCGUGCAAGAGAACUCUUUAUAAAAGGUAGAUAUACGAAAUAAAUUUUGACAAAUUUCUGAGGAAUUCAACAAAUUCGUGGAAUAAGAACUUUCAAUUGGUUUCGCGUAGUUCAUUGUGUUCUGAGGGUUGAGAAAGUAACCAAUGUGUUUCCGUAUAGACAUUCUUCGUGUAUGGCAGUGAUUAUACAGAAAAGUGAUAAACGACAGAGCCACAACAAACAAGCGACGACUAAGGGAUAGAAAAUAAAUCAAAAUUAUUCUCAUUUAUUUUCUAUCGUUCAGCCGUCACGUAUUUCAUCGCUGUGCUUCUUAUCGCUCACCGCUUAGCGUUUAUCACUCUUCUGUAUAGUCACGGCUUAAAACGCGUAACUUUUCCAACUAUAUAUUAUAAGUAUCUGUGAAUUUAUAUUCUAUAAAUUAAGUAGAAGAUAUGCGGACAAUUAUUUUUGCUAUUUUACGAUGUUUGUAAAUUACACUAAACCGCAGGUCGGUUAGAAGCUUCCAUGUGUAAUAAUUAAAAGAGCCAGUCAAAUUGCUCGUUGAAUUUAGUAAAAUUAAUCUUCUAGAAACGAAACGUGGAUAUAAUCGUUUUUGUUCGAACGACGAGGCUUUCGAGAACUUGGCUGAAAACGCUUCACGAGGUAGUUUCGAAAACGAAGCAUACGACGCUCUAACCAUUAAUUAUAUAAUUAACCGUCAUUUUAAUUAAAACUUGAGAACUGAAAUAUCGAAGAUCUUGGAGAUUCCAUUAAUGAAAAUUAUCAAGCAAUUCAGAAUUUAAGAUUAAGUUAUCUAAAGUCAGCAUAUUCGAUAGAUUUAGGUAUAAUGAUCGACUAGAUGUAACAAAAGUACCUAGCAAACUAUCGAAAGGUAUAUUUUUACAAUUUAGCACGCACGAACGCUAAGGUAUUAAAUUAACGAUAUUCUGACUGAAGUCAUCGAUACGUCAGUUACGUCCAUGCCUGGCAAAGCAUCAGUGUUCGAACGAAACUUCGUAGAUUUAGCGAUGCCAUUUAAUUCCUGUUAAUUCUCCCGUAAAUUCACCCAUUAAAGACCAAUUUGCCGGAUAUAGGCAAAUGAAGAAGAAAAAUCGAACGAAUCUUUGGAAUUUCAUUUCGUAACCACGACAUUAAAAAAUGGAAUUCAAUGAUUUACUUCGGUCAAAAACAAACAACAAAACAUAUAUAUAUAUAUAUACAUAUUUCAAACGAGUAGUCUUUAGUGGGUUAAUUUGACAGUUUAUGGCGAAAGGAACCGUGUUGGUUAAACAAUUCCACGUACUAUACUUCUAAUUAUAGUAGAAAAAAGGUAGCCACCAUAGCGAAGAUAAAGUGCCUUGUUUUAACUUUCUAUUUCCACGAGAGUGAGGGUAGCGAACGUUCUCACCGCCAAAACAAAUUAGCCUCGUUUAAUAUUUAUUGCUUGCAGGGUAUCCUAAGCACUAGAUCGACGUUUGUAUAUAGAAACGUUCCCAGUUAAAAAGACACUAUCGAUCGCUAGGAUAGGUUUGCACGAAAUCGACAGCCGCUUCGAGAGCUUCUCAACUAUGUGAUUCGAUCGGCACAGCGAACCAGAUCGAAUUAUUCUGAUAUUAUUUAGACGGAGUGUGCAGAGGAACCUGAAAAUGGUAGAGCUCCGAGUGUUCCUCCGGGACAUGGAUACCUGCCAUCGUGACUUCUAGCGUAAAUUGUGAAACUCUUAUUUGUAAUAAAGACCAGUCGAAAUCUA
This is a messenger RNA of Bombus huntii, 6843 nucleotides long. RefSeq lists its product as uncharacterized. Gene Ontology annotation, molecular function: inward rectifier potassium channel activity. The record is from RefSeq and is a predicted model, not a curated record. Gene Ontology annotation, cellular component: plasma membrane. The transcript is spliced from 4 exons. NCBI's taxonomy places the organism in Eukaryota, Metazoa, Arthropoda, Insecta, Hymenoptera, Apidae. The coding region runs from base 2191 to 4674 and encodes 827 amino acids. Gene Ontology annotation, biological process: potassium ion import across plasma membrane; regulation of monoatomic ion transmembrane transport.